Lagopus leucura (white-tailed ptarmigan) is the source of this 2698-nucleotide messenger RNA. RefSeq names its product glutathione synthetase (gene GSS). Bases 74 to 1378 code for a protein of 434 amino acids. Gene Ontology annotation, cellular component: cytosol. Gene Ontology annotation, molecular function: glutathione synthase activity; glutathione binding; ATP binding. The record is from RefSeq and is a predicted model, not a curated record. NCBI's taxonomy places the organism in Eukaryota, Metazoa, Chordata, Aves, Galliformes, Phasianidae. Gene Ontology annotation, biological process: glutathione biosynthetic process. The transcript is spliced from 12 exons.
UCGCCGUGAAGAAGGUGGGGCAGCCCGGGAGCGCAGGAAGCAGUGGCUGUGAGUGACCCCGUGGUGCCGCAGCAUGGCAGGGCCGUGGGAUGUGGUGCUGCGGGAUGAGGCAGCCCUGAGGCAGGCAGCAGUGGUGGCGGUAGAUGCGGCGCUGCUGGAGGGCGUGCUGAUGCGCACCGAAGCUGAGCCCAACGCCUCCGAGGUGGUGAGCUAUGCACCCUUCACACUGCUGCCCUCGGCCGUGCCCCGUGCCCUGUUUGAGCAGGCCUAUGCUGUACAGCGGGACUUCAACCUGCUGGUGGAUGCCAUCAGCCGGGACAAGGGGUUCCUGGAGCGCACCCUGGCCAGCACUAUCAAGGUGGAUGACUUCACGGCACGGCUCUUCAGGAUCCACCAGCAGGUUCUGGAGGAAGGGCUGGCACAGUCUGUGUUUCUAGGCAUCAACCGCUCUGACUACAUGUUUGACUGCGGGGCAGCCAGCCUGCCGGCGCUGAAGCAGAUUGAGAUCAACACCAUCGCUGCCAGCUUCGGUGGCCUCGCCUCCCGCACCGCUGCCGUGCACGGGCGGGUGCUCAGAGUGCUGAGGAAGCCUGAGGAGGCGGCGAGGUUGCUGCCCAAUGACCCUGCCCAGGGGCUGGCCAUGGGCAUCGCCAAGGCCUGGGAGCUGUACGGCUCGCCGAGUGCUGUGGUGAUGUUCCUGGUGGAGAAGGCCCAAAGGAAUAUUUUUGAUCAGCGAUGCGUGGAAAACAAGCUUUGGGACAGGAACAUUCGGGUCAUCAGGAGGCGGUUCCAGGACGUGUAUGAGCAGGGCUCCCUGGAUGACUCCCGCAGGCUCUAUGUGGACGGCCAGGAGGUAGCAGUGGUGUACUACAGAGAGGGCUACGUGCCGAGCAACUACGAUCAGCAGAACUGGGAGGCACGGCUGCUGCUGGAGAGGUCGCGGGCAGUGAAGUGCCCUGACAUUGCCACGCAGCUGGCUGGCACCAAGAAGGUGCAGCAAGAGCUGAGCCGCCCGGGGAUGCUGGAGAAGCUGCUGCCUGGCCACGCUGAGGCUGUCAAACGCAUCAGAGCAACAUUUGCUGGGCUGUACUCGCUGGAUAUGGGUGAAGAGGGUGACCGGAUUGCUGCCACAGCUAUCGCCAGCCCUGAGCGGUUUGUGCUGAAACCACAGCGAGAAGGAGGAGGGAACAACCUGUAUGGUGAGGAGCUCAAGCAGGUCCUGGAGAAGAUCAAAGACAGCCCUGAGAGAACCUCCUACAUCCUGAUGGACAAGAUUGAGCCGCAGCCAGCAGUGAAUUAUUUGCUGAGGGCACACAGUCCCCUAAAGGCCUCCAAGUGCAUCUCAGAGCUUGGUAUUUUUGGUGUCUAUGUCAGGUGAGUAUCACGCAGUAUGGAGUGGUUCCUAUCCCUGCUCCUCUCUCAGAGGAACAUCUCAGCAGCAGGGCAGAUGUUCCAGGAUGGAGGGAUAGGGACAGCUGGUGUUGGGUGGGAUAUGUGACCAGCAGCAGCUUUCCAAACCCCAAAGUUGGGAUGUUCCUUUCCCAGUUGCUGGAGGAACCUCCCAGCAUCUACACACAGCCUCACUCAGAAAGAGCUGAAGGUGGAAGAGGUUGUGCUCAACCCUAAGUAGCUGCUGCUUUUGUUUAAAGCCCUUUAUAAGAGGAUCCACAGAAACACUUCCAUAGCUUAUAGAUUGAAGCCCUCCUACAACUUUUAGCAACAACUGCACUCUGGCAGCAUUCACAGCCCAGCAUUGCUCCCUUGCAGAGCAUUACAGCCACCAUAGCCCAGCCAAAGAAGGGCAGCAUCGCCAGGAGGAGCUUAGAUUGUUGCAGAUGGGAGAAAUGCUGUGGGCUUCCUGCUCCACCAUGCUUCCCCUCUGCCUUCUCUUUGCAGGCAGGGCAAAGAGCUGGUGCUGAAUGAGGCCGCUGGGCACCUGUUGCGGACGAAGGCAGUGGAACACGCAGACGGCGGGGUGGCAGCCGGGGUGGCAGUGCUGGACACCCCCUACCUGGUGUGAGCUUCUCGUGCAGUGCCCACAGGGCUGGGCUGCCACAGGGCUGCUUCCCUCAGGGUGCACCUAGUGAGGUGGGAAGGGCUGGAGACAGCCAAAGGUUUUGCACUGGUUUGAAAUGUGCUCUUGGAGGUUGCUGCGGCACUGGAGGGGACCCUGCUCAGUGCCAGUCCCAGUUUCAUUACGCUCCUAUGCACGUGGACAGCUACCAUGCUGCAGCUUCCCCAAGCCUCCAUCACUGUCAGUGCAUUCUCUUGGCUUCACCGUGGGACCAGCACUGAGGGAUGACAAGAUGCUUCUCCCCUGGGUUUCCUGAAUCAAUGGGAAGAGCAGUGGGUGCUCCUGCUCACGGGCCAUGUCUGCAGUGCAUCCCCCUUCCACUCCAGCCCUGCUCAGCUGAGUAACUCCAGGUGUGACACAAAGUGCCCCUUCCUGGAAUUGCCCUGGUGAAGCACCUAGGCAGCCUGAGCUCCGCUGCUCCGUGACUGCAGCGAGGCCUUAUGCCUGUGUUCCUGAUAGCCCUGCUGGCUGUGCCUACAGCCUGCAGUCCAGGUGCCUCAAUCAAGCACUGAUCUGCCACUGCGCAGUGGUUUUGUUCUGUGGCUGAUUCCACAAUCCGUGGCUGGUGUUCAGCUGGGGGGCUUGAUUACCCCACCAGAGAUUAAAACAUACGCUGCAUCUAAA